GCAGCCAUGAUCAUCCCCGUGCGCUGCUUCACCUGCGGGAAGAUCGUGGGCAACAAGUGGGAAGCCUACCUGGGGCUGCUGCAAGCCGAGUACACCGAGGGAGACGCCCUUGACGCACUGGGCCUCAAAUGCUACUGCUGCCGCCGCAUGCUGCUGGCCCACGUGGACCUCAUUGAGAAGCUGCUCAACUAUGCUCCCCGGGAGAAGUGA
Messenger RNA from Elephantulus edwardii (Cape elephant shrew), 210 nucleotides. RefSeq names its product DNA-directed RNA polymerases I, II, and III subunit RPABC5-like. Gene Ontology annotation, molecular function: DNA-directed RNA polymerase activity; zinc ion binding; DNA binding. The record is from RefSeq and is a predicted model, not a curated record. NCBI's taxonomy places the organism in Eukaryota, Metazoa, Chordata, Mammalia, Macroscelidea, Macroscelididae. Bases 7 to 210 code for a protein of 67 amino acids. Gene Ontology annotation, biological process: tRNA transcription by RNA polymerase III; transcription by RNA polymerase I; transcription by RNA polymerase II. Gene Ontology annotation, cellular component: RNA polymerase III complex; RNA polymerase II, core complex; RNA polymerase I complex. The transcript has a single exon.